AUGCUGCCCAUCACGCUGCCCAUCACGCUGCCCAUCACGCUGCCCAUAAUGCUGCCCAUCACGCUGCCCAUCACGCUGCCCAUCACGCUGCCCAUCACGCUGCCCAUCACGCUGCCCCAUCACGCUGCCCAUCACGCUGCCCAUCACGCUGCCCAUCAUGCUGCCCAUCACGCUGCCCAUCAUGCUGCCCAUCACGCUGCCCAUCCUGCUGCCCAUCCUGCUGCCCAUCAUGCUGCCCAUCACGCUGCCCCAUCACGCUGCCCCAUCAUGCUGCCCAUCACGCUGCCCAUCACGCUGCCCAUCACGCUGCCCAUCACGCUGCCCAUCACGCUGCCCAUCACGCUGCCCAUCACGCUGCCCAUCACGCUGCCCAUCACGCUGCCCAUCACGCUGCCCAUCAUGCUGCCCAUCACGCUGCCCAUCACGCUGCCCAUCAUGCUGCCCAUCACGCUGCCCAUCACGCUGCCCCAUCACGCUGCCCAUCACGCUGCCCCAUCACGCUGCCCCAUCACGCUGCCCAUCCUGCUGCCCAUCCUGCUGCCCAUCAUGCUGCCCAUCACGCUGCCCAUCACGCUGCCCCAUCACGCUGCCCAUCACGCUGCCCCAUCACGCUGCCCCAUCACGCUGCCCCAUCAUGCUGCCCAUCACGCUGCCCAUCACGCUGCCCAUCACGCUGCCCAUCAUGCUGCCCAUCACGCUGCCCAUCACGCUGCCCAUCACGCUGCCCAUCAUGCUGCCCAUCACGCUGCCCAUCAUGCUGCCCCAUCACGCUGCCCAUCACGCUGCCCAUCAUGCUGCCCAUCACGCUGCCCAUCAUGCUGCCCCAUCACGCUGCCCAUCACGCUGCCCAUCACGCUGCCCAUCAUGCUGCCCAUCACGCUGCCCAUCACGCUGCCCAUCACGCUGCCCAUCAUGCUGCCCAUCACGCUGCCCCAUCAUGCUGCCCAUCACGCUGCCCAUCCUGCUGCCCAUCCUGCUGCCCAUCAUGCUGCCCAUCACGCUGCCCCAUCACGCUGCCCCAUCAUGCUGCCCAUCACGCUGCCCAUCACGCUGCCCAUCACGCUGCCCAUCAUGCUGCCCAUCACGCUGCCCAUCACGCUGCCCAUCACGCUGCCCAUCCUGCUGCCCAUCACGCUGCCCAUCACGCUGCCCCAUCACGCUGCCCAUCACGCUGCCCAUCACGCUGCCCAUCACGCUGCCCAUCACGCUGCCCCAUCAUGCUGCCCCAUCACGCUGCCCCAUCAUGCUGCCCAUCACGCUGCCCCAUCCUGCUGCCCAUCCUGCUGCCCAUCAUGCUGCCCCAUCACGCUGCCCAUCAUGCUGCCCAUCCUGCUGCCCAUCAUGCUGCCCAUCCUGCUGCCCAUCACGCUGCCCAUCACGCUGCCCAUCACGCUGCCCAUCACGCUGCCCAUCACACUGCCCAUCCUGCUGCCCAUCAUGCUGCCCAUCACGCUGCCCCAUCCUGCUGCCCAUCAUGCUGCCCAUCACGCUGCCCCAUCACGCUGCCCAUCACGCUGCCCAUCACGCUGCCCAUCAUGCUGCCCCAUCAUGCUGCCCAUCACGCUGCCCCAUCACGCUGCCCAUCACGCUGCCCAUCACGCUGCCCAUCACGCUGCCCAUCAUGCUGCCCAUCACGCUGCCCAUCACGCUGCCCCAUCACGCUGCCCCAUCACGCUGCCCAUCACGCUGCCCAUCACGCUGCCCCAUCACGCUGCCCCAUCACGCUGCCCCAUCACGCUGCCCAUCACGCUGCCCAUCACGCUGCCCAUCACGCUGCCCAUCAUGCUGCCCCAUCAUGCUGCCCAUCACGCUGCCCCAUCACGCUGCCCAUCACGCUGCCCAUCACGCUGCCCAUCACGCUGCCCAUCAUGCUGCCCAUCACGCUGCCCAUCACGCUGCCCCAUCACGCUGCCCCAUCACGCUGCCCAUCACGCUGCCCAUCACGCUGCCCAUCCUGCUGCCCAUCAUGCUGCCCAUCAUGCUGCCCAUCACGCUGCCCCAUCACGCUGCCCAUCAUGCUGCCCAUCAUGCUGCCCCAUCACGCUGCCCCAUCAUGCUGCCCAUCACGCUGCCCAUCACGCUGCCCAUCACGCUGCCCAUCACGCUGCCCAUCACGCUGCCCAUCACGCUGCCCAUCAUGCUGCCCAUCAUGCUGCCCAUCACGCUGCCCCAUCAUGCUGCCCAUCACGCUGCCCAUCACGCUGCCCAUCACGCUGCCCAUCACGCUGCCCAUCACGCUGCCCAUCACGCUGCCCAUCCUGCUGCCCAUCAUGCUGCCCAUCCUGCUGCCCAUCACGCUGCCCAUCACGCUGCCCAUCACGCUGCCCAUCCUGCUGCCCAUCAUGCUGCCCAUCACGCUGCCCAUCCUGCUGCCCAUCAUGCUGCCCAUCACGCUGCCCAUCACGCUGCCCAUCAUGCUGCCCAUCACGCUGCCCAUCCUGCUGCCCAUCCUGCUGCCCCAUCACGCUGCCCAUCACGCUGCCCAUCACGCUGCCCAUCACGCUGCCCAUCACGCUGCCCCAUCCUGCUGCCCAUCACGCUGCCCCAUCCUGCUGCCCAUCACGCUGCCCAUCAUGCUGCCCAUCACGCUGCCCCAUCCUGCUGCCCAUCACGCUGCCCCAUCCUGCUGCCCCAUCACGCUGCCCCAUCACGCUGCCCCAUCAUGCUGCCCCAUCCUGCUGCCCAUCCUGCUGCCCAUCCUGCUGCCCAUCACGCUGCCCCAUCAUGCUGCCCAUCACGCUGCCCAUCCUGCUGCCCAUCCUGCUGCCCAUCACGCUGCCCAUCCUGCUGCCCAUCACGCUGCCCCAUCCUGCUGCCCAUCCUGCUGCCCCAUCCUGCUGCCCAUCCUGCUGCCCAUCAUGCUGCCCAUCACGCUGCCCAUCACGCUGCCCCAUCCUGCUGCCCAUCAUGCUGCCCAUCACGCUGCCCAUCACGCUGCCCAUCAUGCUGCCCAUCACGCUGCCCAUCCUGCUGCCCAUCCUGCUGCCCCAUCACGCUGCCCAUCACGCUGCCCAUCACGCUGCCCAUCACGCUGCCCAUCAUGCUGCCCAUCACGCUGCCCCAUCCUGCUGCCCAUCACGCUGCCCCAUCCUGCUGCCCAUCACGCUGCCCCAUCACGCUGCCCCAUCAUGCUGCCCCAUCCUGCUGCCCAUCCUGCUGCCCAUCCUGCUGCCCAUCACGCUGCCCCAUCAUGCUGCCCAUCACGCUGCCCAUCCUGCUGCCCAUCCUGCUGCCCAUCACGCUGCCCAUCCUGCUGCCCAUCACGCUGCCCCAUCCUGCUGCCCAUCCUGCUGCCCCAUCCUGCUGCCCAUCCUGCUGCCCAUCAUGCUGCCCAUCACGCUGCCCAUCACGCUGCCCCAUCCUGCUGCCCAUCACGCUGCCCAUCACGCUGCCCCAUCACGCUGCCCCAUCACGCUGCCCCAUCCUGCUGCCCAUCCUGCUGCCCAUCACGCUGCCCAUCACGCUGCCCCAUCCUGCUGCCCAUCCUGCUGCCCAUCACGCUGCCCCAUCACGCUGCCCAUCACGCUGCCCAUCCUGCUGCCCAUCCUGCUGCCCAUCCUGCUGCCCCAUCACGCUGCCCCAUCACGCUGCCCAUCCUGCUGCCCAUCCUGCUGCCCAUCAUGCUGCCCAUCACGCUGCCCAUCCUGCUGCCCAUCACGCUGCCCCAUCACGCUGCCCAUCACGCUGCCCAUCCUGCUGCCCAUCACGCUGCCCAUCACGCUGCCCCAUCACGCUGCCCAUCCUGCUGCCCCAUCACGCUGCCCCAUCACGCUGCCCAUCCUGCUGCCCAUCACGCUGCCCAUCACGCUGCCCCAUCACGCUGCCCAUCCUGCUGCCCCAUCACGCUGCCCCAUCACGCUGCCCAUCCUGCUGCCCAUCCUGCUGCCCAUCCUGCUGCCCAUCACGCUGCCCAUCACGCUGCCCCAUCACGCUGCCCAUCCUGCUGCCCCAUCACGCUGCCCCAUCAUGCUGCCCAUCACGCUGCCCCAUCACGCUGCCCCAUCACGCUGCCCAUCCUGCUGCCCAUCCUGCUGCCCAUCCUGCUGCCCAUCCUGCUGCCCAUCACGCUGCCCAUCACGCUGCCCAUCACGCUGCCCAUCCUGCUGCCCAUCACGCUGCCCCAUCACGCUGCCCCAUCCUGCUGCCCAUCCUGCUGCCCAUCCUGCUGCCCAUCCUGCUGCCCAUCCUGCUGCCCAUCACGCUGCCCAUCCUGCUGCCCCAUCACGCUGCCCCAUCACGCUGCCCAUCCUGCUGCCCAUCCUGCUGCCCAUCCUGCUGCCCAUCCUGCUGCCCAUCAUGCUGCCCAUCACGCUGCCCCAUCACGCUGCCCAUCAUGCUGCCCAUCAUGCUGCCCAUCACGCUGCCCCAUCCUGCUGCCCAUCCUGCUGCCCAUCCUGCUGCCCAUCCUGCUGCCCCAUCAUGCUGCCCAUCAUGCUGCCCAUCACGCUGCCCCAUCACGCUGCCCAUCACGCUGCCCAUCACGCUGCCCAUCACGCUGCCCAUCACGCUGCCCAUCACGCUGCCCCAUCACGCUGCCCAUCCUGCUGCCCAUCCUGCUGCCCAUCACGCUGCCCAUCAUGCUGCCCAUCACGCUGCCCAUCCUGCUGCCCCAUCACGCUGCCCCAUCCUGCUGCCCAUCCUGCUGCCCCAUCACGCUGCCCAUCAUGCUGCCCAUCCUGCUGCCCAUCCUGCUGCCCCAUCACGCUGCCCAUCACGCUGCCCAUCACGCUGCCCCAUCCUGCUGCCCCAUCCUGCUGCCCAUCACGCUGCCCAUCCUGCUGCCCAUCCUGCUGCCCAUCCUGCUGCCCAUCAUGCUGCCCAUCACGCUGCCCAUCACGCUGCCCCAUCCUGCUGCCCAUCCUGCUGCCCAUCAUGCUGCCCAUCCUGCUGCCCAUCCUGCUGCCCAUCCUGCUGCCCAUCAUGCUGCCCAUCACGCUGCCCAUCACGCUGCCCCAUCCUGCUGCCCAUCACGCUGCCCCAUCACGCUGCCCCAUCCUGCUGCCCAUCCUGCUGCCCAUCCUGCUGCCCCAUCACGCUGCCCCAUCCUGCUGCCCAUCCUGCUGCCCAUCCUGCUGCCCAUCCUGCUGCCCCAUCAUGCUGCCCAUCACGCUGCCCAUCCUGCUGCCCCAUCACGCUGCCCCAUCACGCUGCCCCAUCACGCUGCCCAUCCUGCUGCCCAUCCUGCUGCCCAUCCUGCUGCCCCAUCCUGCUGCCCAUCACGCUGCCCCAUCACGCUGCCCAUCACGCUGCCCCAUCACGCUGCCCAUCACGCUGCCCCAUCACGCUGCCCCAUCCUGCUGCCCCAUCACGCUGCCCCAUCACGCUGCCCACGCUGCCCAUCACGCUGCCCAUCCUGCUGCCCAUCCUGCUGCCCAUCCUGCUGCCCAUCCUGCUGCCCCAUCACGCUGCCCCAUCACGCUGCCCCAUCACGCUGCCCCAUCCUGCUGCCCAUCCUGCAGCUGCUCUGCGCGGCACCAAACUCCGGCUCAUUUUCCAAGUACGCGUCUGGCCUCCUUCGCAGCGUCUUCCUGCUCGCCUUCUACGGCUUUCUCCGCAUAA
Molecule: messenger RNA, 5559 nt
Organism: Knipowitschia caucasica
Lineage: Eukaryota; Metazoa; Chordata; Actinopteri; Gobiiformes; Gobiidae
Source: the annotation of a GenBank genome assembly